Molecule: messenger RNA, 174 nt
Organism: Dictyostelium discoideum AX4
Lineage: Eukaryota; Evosea; Eumycetozoa; Dictyosteliales; Dictyosteliaceae
Exons: 2
Coding region: 1-174 (57 amino acids)
Source: RefSeq, a predicted model, not a curated record
AUGGCAAGUGUAGAAUUGGAACAACAAGUUGAUGACUUAACAGUUUCAAAAGUUACACCAUUUGUUGAGAAAAAUAUAGAUGAAUUAAAUUCAUUGGUCCAAUUAAUGUUCACACCAUCAGCACCCGAUAUUCAUUGCACUCAAAAAUUAUCAAAAUCUCAAAAUACCAAGUAG